CCCCAGAAACUCGUUACUGUCACCGCCGGUGAGCUUACCUCCAACCCACACCCCCAAAGUUCCUCAUGGAUCGCUGGACGGGCGUCGUCAAAACCCCCAUCUUUAACCUCACUGCCUCUCUCCUCUUCUCCCCUUCCUCCAAAACCCUAAUCGCGCCUUCGAUCAACGCGAUCUUCUUCAACGGCGAUCGAGUGCGGGGCACGGGGAAUCCAGUGAUCGAGAGGCUCUCGGAUUCGGGAUUCAUUGCUCAAUUGCUCGUGUCGAAGCUCGGGAGCUCAGCAAACGCUUGGGUUUUCGAAGCCGAGAGGUUCAAUGGGCCGUUUGCAGUUUACAGAGAGUUCGUGCCGUCGGUGGAUUCGAUGGGGGAUCCUAAGGGGUAUGAUCCUGAUGGGUUCCCUGCUUCUGUCAAUGUUGCUAGUGUUUUGUGUGAGGCUGUUCAAAAGAUCAAAAGCGUAUUGUCGAGCAUGCCAACAGAAUCAGCAGCAGCCGGCGUACUUUCUUCUGCAACUCCGCCAGAAACUGCUCUUCCUAAAACAAUCAUUUUGGGAUUUAGCAAGGGUGGGAUUGUUUUGAACCAGAUCAUAGCUGAACUUGCUCACAUGGAACCUCAAUCAUCCUAUACAAUACAAGAUCACGUCUGUCCUAUUUCAAAGGAUGAACUUUUAUCUACCAUCUCUGAGAUCCACUACAUCGAUGUUGGCUUAAACAGGACAGGAGCAUAUUUAACAGACAAAUCUAUUAUUAAAAAAGCUGUUGAAAACUUGCUGGUGAGUAAUGAUCGGGUUCGUUUUAUACUUCAUGGAACUCCGAGACAAUGGUGUGAUAAAAACCGACCAUGGAUUUGUAAAGAGAAAGACUUUCUGCUGAAACUGCUUAAUGAAGAAGCUCAAAGAAGUGAAGGAAAAUUGCAGGCAAUUGAAAGGUACUAUUCUAUUAAUAUGCCCCCUAGUUUGCAAAUGCAUUUUGAAAUAAUUGAAAGUAUGGAUAUCAACUGAGUUAUUUUCAGCUUAUAACAAUAAAUGUUGUUGUACAAUUUAUUUCUCAAUGUCAGAAAUAUCAGUUUGAUUUUGCUGAUCUUUCUUUUUUAUUUCUUCCGCCAUUUUGUAUGUGGUGCUAUAGUUUGCUGCAGUCACUUUGCUUCCAACCUCAUCAAAUCCUCAAUUCCAUUUGUUGAAGUAUUUGAGAAUCCAUAUUUUUGUUUAUGUAUAUAUAGUAUUGCUA
Molecule: messenger RNA, 1221 nt
Organism: Asparagus officinalis (garden asparagus)
Lineage: Eukaryota; Viridiplantae; Streptophyta; Magnoliopsida; Asparagales; Asparagaceae
Product: UPF0565 protein C2orf69 homolog
Exons: 3
Coding region: 66-995 (309 amino acids)
Cellular component (GO): mitochondrion
Source: RefSeq, a predicted model, not a curated record